Molecule: messenger RNA, 691 nt
Organism: Gloeophyllum trabeum ATCC 11539
Lineage: Eukaryota; Fungi; Basidiomycota; Agaricomycetes; Gloeophyllales; Gloeophyllaceae
Product: Sm-like ribonucleoprotein
Exons: 5
Coding region: 53-448 (131 amino acids)
Biological process (GO): P-body assembly; mRNA splicing, via spliceosome; spliceosomal snRNP assembly
Cellular component (GO): P-body; spliceosomal tri-snRNP complex; U6 snRNP
Molecular function (GO): U6 snRNA binding
Source: RefSeq, a predicted model, not a curated record
CGCGAACCAAACUUGGAUGCUCCUUUGACCGGUUGCCGUCGACUGCAAUAAGAUGCUUCCUUUGUCCCUGCUCAAUGCAGCCCAAAAUAAGCCCAUGCUGGUUGAGCUGAAGAACGGCGAGACGUUCAACGGCCAUCUGGUGAACUGCGACAACUUCAUGAACAUCACCCUUCGUGAGGUGUACCAAACGAACCCGGAGGGCGAUAGGUUUUGGAAGCUGAAGGAGUGCUACAUCCGCGGGAGCACAAUAAAGUACCUGCGAGUGCCGGAUACGUUGUUGGAUGCUGUGAAGGAGGAGCAAAAUAAGGCUCGGGAAGCCGGGCGGAGCGCCAGGGGAUCGCAUGUCAGCGGCUCGGGAGGCCGAGGGCGUCCUGCGGUACAGAGAGGACGCGGAGCAAUCCGAGGAGGACCAGGGCGCGGCGGGCGGGGCAGAGGCAGAGGUGCGUAGCCGUCGCAGACGUGACCUCACACUCCAUCAUCUGUAUGUAUAUCCUCAUGUUCUCGACGCUCGCACUAUGCCCCUUGACCUAAGUGCAAAAUCCCAUAACAUGUUGCGUCAGACAGCAGUUCUCUCCGUAUGUCCCCGUACUCUCUACUCAAAACCUAAGUACCAUACCCAUCGUGGCUCCUGGAAAUCUCGAACUCCAACUUCACCUUCCCGUCGCUUUCGUACUUUGGCACCCACAUCCCC